AUACAAAGAAAAAUUAUGUCAGACUUCAUAUAAAAAUCUAUUCUCUCCGUUUUAAGCUGUCGCGCCGAGUUGUUUAUUUGAUCGAUUACAGAAGAGAUCAAUUUUUCCAAUGAAGUCCUCGAUCGCUAAAGUAGCGGCAGUCUUGGCAGUCAUUACCCUUUUUGUUCCUACUGUGUACUGUGACGAGGCAAGACAAUGCCCUCACUCUGCAUGCGGUCCGCCGAAAGCCUGUGAAUUGCAGGAUAAACUGAUAUAUCACCAGACUAUGACGCCCGCUUGGCUUGAAGGCUUCGCUUCUUACAUUGACAGCUCACAUUCUACAACCGCAGAUCUUAUCACUUUCAACGCGGGCAAAGUAUCCAAUGCUGCACUGCUUAAGAUUCCAUUAAUCGCUUCCGACAUCUUGACAGACUGUGUACCGCUGACUGUUGAGAUCACCGUCGCCAAUGACGUCAGAAUUGGUGGACGAGGUUACGACAGUGAUAUAAGGUAUGGCUUGUCGGAUGGCAUCAAUUUUAUUGGAUUCGAAGCGCCAGACAGAAGGACGUACGCGAGUCAGUCUCCUUGUUAUGGAAUUGAAGGAACAUCUGGCAAAUUCCUGAAGAAAAUCAAUUACAAAAACACCAAGUUCCCUAAAGUCAACAAGUAUUCAUACUACCCCGGUCGAUUCUUGUUCACAUUCAAGUUGGAUCAGCGAUGGGGUUCUUGUUACACCGCACAGGACCAUGGCUUUGAGAAGACCACUGGCUACAUAAACCGACUAAAAGUCAGUAAGGGGCUCACUCUGGAGGUUUACAAGACUGAUAAAAAUGAGAGGGUUGGGAUCAAGUUUAUCAAGGUGGCCAUCACGCAGGACUCGUCAUGUAGUCUGUAAUGAAUAGUUGCCUAACGUGGCACCGGCAGUUCACCAACAUUCUCCUUAACUGAUUGGACUAAUUGGAAAAAUAGUAGAAUUAAAGACUCGCCUCAUGGUGUCACAUUAGUAAUUAAGCAUUGAUAAGAAUUCAUUUUGCCAUGUAUAGAUGACCGCAUGAGACUGGCGUUUAAAGAAUAUACUUUGUUCGUGGUUUCCCAAAGAUGCCAUGAUAUCAAAUAUCAAAUCAGUGUCACUUGUACGGAAAGUUUCUCUUAAAAAUAUUCUUUAACGUGUUAUUCAUUAUUCAACAAGUUAUAAGAUUAACUUGUUCGGCAUCAAUGAGUCUGCCAAGAUGGCCGUCAUUUUAUACUCUUGCGCAAACUAGCAUUAAAAUGUGACGAAAAGGGA
Molecule: messenger RNA, 1264 nt
Organism: Pocillopora damicornis (cauliflower coral)
Lineage: Eukaryota; Metazoa; Cnidaria; Anthozoa; Scleractinia; Pocilloporidae
Source: RefSeq, a predicted model, not a curated record